Engraulis encrasicolus (European anchovy) is the source of this 3262-nucleotide messenger RNA. It is a transcript of the gene eif3c, whose product is annotated as eukaryotic translation initiation factor 3, subunit C. The transcript is spliced from 28 exons. Gene Ontology annotation, biological process: translational initiation. The record is from RefSeq and is a predicted model, not a curated record. Gene Ontology annotation, molecular function: RNA binding; translation initiation factor binding; translation initiation factor activity. Gene Ontology annotation, cellular component: eukaryotic translation initiation factor 3 complex. The coding region runs from base 159 to 3164 and encodes 1001 amino acids. Lineage: Eukaryota; Metazoa; Chordata; Actinopteri; Clupeiformes; Engraulidae.
ACUCACUUCCUUUCUUGCCGGAAGUGCCAAAGGUGGCAGGCGCACGCUGUCGUUUGUGCUGACAAAAAGCAAUCCUGGAUCUUAAAUUCCACCGCGCUCUGUUCACAAUUCACGGAAUCCGCUUUUUCACCCGAUAACAGAGGUAACUUUCUACUGGCAUGUCGCGUUUCUUCGCAACUGGAUCCGACUCCGAGUCGGAGGAGUCAUCCUCUGCCGACGAGAUCACUCCCAAAGCAACCGGGACCACUUUCACCAAGCAGGUCCUGUUGCUUAGCGACGAUGAGGAGGACACCAAGAGAGUGGUGCGCAGCGCCAAAGACAAGAGGUUUGAGGAGCUGACCAACCUGAUCAAGACGAUCCGUAACGCCAUGAAGAUUAAAGACGUCUCCAAGUGUCUGGAGGAGUUUGAGCAGUUAUGUCGAGCGUUCGUCAAGAGUAAAAACAUCGUGGACAAGGAGGGCGUGCCCAAGUUCUACAUCCGCCUACUGGCUGACCUCGAGGAUUACCUCAACCAGCUGUGGGAGGAUAAGGAGGGGAAGAAGAAGAUGAAUAAGAACAACGCUAAGGCCCUCAGCACCCUCAGGCAGAAGAUCCGCAAGUACAACCGCGACUACGAGACCGAAAUCGCCAGCUACAAGGAGAAUCCUGACCAGUCUGCUGAGGAGGAAGAGGAGAAGGAUGACGCUGAGUCAGGUUCUUCCUCGGACAGUGAUGAUGAUGACGAUGCUGAGGUGACGGCUAAGAGCCUGCUGAAGAAGAAACCUCCUGCAGCCGAGCCCACGCCGGACGCCAGCAAGUUCCUCAAGACCGCAGGGGAUGAGGAGUCUGAGAGUGACGAUGAUGAGGAUGAUGACGACUGGGGUUUGGAGUCUCCGGACAGCAGCAGUGAGAGCAUUGGAGAGGACGGAGGCAGCCUCCUGGCAACAGCCUUCCUCAAGAGGCCUCAAGAUGGCGAUGUGGAGCGUCAGCCUGCGGACCGCAAGAAGGAGAAGAGGAAGGUGAAGGUGAAGGAGAGGAUUGAGGAAGAGGAGGCUGAAGACCAGCAGGAUGAAGAAGCAGGAUGGGAGAAGGUCAAGGGAGGCGUGCCCCUCGUUAAGGAGAAACCGAAGAUGUUUGCCAAGGGGACUGAGAUCAACAUUCCUGUGGUCGUCAAGAAGCUCAACGAGAUCCUCCAGGCCAGAGGCAAGAAGGGAACCGACAGGGCUGCCCAAAUUGAGCUGCUCCAUGCCUUGGCUGCCAUUGCUGGUGAGAAUAACCUGGGGGAGGGCAUCCUGGUCAAGAUCAAGUUCAACAUCAUCGCCUCCCUCUACGACUACAACCCCAACCUGGCUGCAUUCAUGAAGGCUGACAUGUGGAAGAAGUGUCUGGACUGUAUCGAUGAGCUGCUUGACAUCCUCUUCAAUAACAACAACAUCUUCAUCGGGGAGAACAUCGCAGAGGACAGCGAGAGCCUGGCAGUCUCAGAAGCGCAGCCCUUCAGGGUGCGUGGCUGCAUCUUGACUCUGGUGGAGAGAAUGGACGAGGAGUUCACCAAAAUCAUGCAGAACACUGACCCCCACUCCCAAGAGUACGUGGACAACCUGAAGGACGAGGCGCGUGUGUGUGCGAUCGUGGACCGGCUGCUGUCCUACCUGGAGAGCAAGGGCAGCACGGAGGAGGUGUGCCGUGUCUACCUGCGGCGCAUCAUGCACACCUACUACAAGUUCGACUACAAGGCCCACCGACGCAGCCUGGGCCUGCAGGGAGGGGAGAGCAAGUCUGAGGUGGACCAGGAGGAGAGUGAGGGGGAGGACAGUGCGGUGAUCAUGGAUCGCUUGUGUAAGUUCAUCUAUUCUAAGGACCGUACGGACCGCAUCCGCACCUGUGCCAUCCUGUGCCACAUCUACCACCACGCGCUGCACUCGCGCUGGUACCAGGCCCGCGACCUCAUGCUCAUGAGCCACCUGCAGGACAACAUCCAGCACGCAGACCCCCCCGUACAGAUCCUCUACAAUAGGACCAUGGUGCAGUUGGGCAUCUGUGCGUUCCGCCAGGGCAUGAUUAAGGACGCCCACAACGCGCUGUUGGACAUCCAGUCCAGCGGGCGCGCCAAAGAGCUGCUGGGACAAGGACUCCUGAUGAGGAACAUGCAGGAGCGCAACGCAGAGCAGGAGAAGAUCGAGAAGAGACGACAGGUGCCGUUCCACAUGCACAUCAAUCUGGAGCUGCUGGAGUGUGUGUACCUGGUGUCGGCCAUGCUGCUGGAGAUUCCGUACAUGGCCGCUCACGAGUUUGACGCCCGACGUCGCAUGAUCAGCAAACAGUUUCACCAUCAGCUGAGAGUGGGAGAGAGACAGCCGCUACUGGGUCCCCCUGAGAGUAUGCGUGAGCAUGUGGUGGCGGCCUCCAAGUCGAUGAAGAUGGGCGACUGGCGCACGUGUCACGGCUUCAUCAUCAACGAGAAGAUGAACAGCAAGGUCUGGGACCUGUUCCCCGAGGCCCAGCGCGUACGGGAGAUGCUCGUCAGGAAGAUUCAGGAGGAGUCUCUCCGCACAUACCUGUUCACGUACAGCAGCGUCUACGACUCAAUCAGCAUGGAGACGUUGUCUGAGAUGUUUGAGUUGGAGCUGGCUACAGUCCACAGCAUCAUCAGCAAGAUGAUCAUCAACGAGGAGCUCAUGGCAUCUCUGGACCAGCCGACCCAGACGGUGGUGAUGCAUCGUACGGAGCCCACUCCUCUCCAGAACAUGGCUCUGCAGCUGGCCGAGAAGCUGGGCGGCCUCGUGGAGAACAACGAGCGCGUCUUCGACCUCAAGCAGGGCGUCUACGGAGGAUACUUCAACAGAGACGGCGGUUACCAGCAAAACAAAGGAUACCACAGAGACGGUGGCGGUUACCAGCAGAACAAAGGAUACCACAGAGAUCAGAAAGGCGGAUACCAGCAGAAGCGAGAGGGCUACCAGAGAGACGGUGGCGGUUACCAGCAAAACAAAGGAUACCACAGAGACGGUGGCGGUUACCAGCAGAACAAAGGAUACCACAGAGACGGCGGUUACCAGCAAAACAAAGGAUACCGAGACCAGAGGGGCGGGUACCAGCAGAAGAGGGAUGGUUACCGAGGAGGCGGCGGAGGCGGAGGAGGAGGCGGGUACCACAACCGGAACCAGAACCAGAACAACUACUAAUGAUGCUGAUGCUGCUGACCCGUCACCACGGCUACCACAUCCGCAUCCAUCCCAACACAUUACGUCUCCAUUCCAGAACCCCAUCCCCAUGGUUACAG